GGUCGUGUGCGUGUAAGGGGGGCGACGUAAGGGCGCUUCGCGAGCCAGUCUCUCCUCGAAUGAAAGGAAACAACCUCCGGCGACAGAGCCCAGCUCUCAGGCGCUGCCGGAGUACCGAGACCGACUUCUUUCUCUUUCCCCUCAUUGGCGCUUUUCUCUGCCGUCCGCCUCUGGGCCCGGCUGUAUUUCUUGAGACUGAAAGUGGCAUUCUAAAGGCAAUUUAAAAAUCAUGUCAAGCUCAAUUGAACAGAAAAAAGGGCCUACAAGACAGCGCAAAUGUGGCUUUUGUAAGUCAAAUAGAGACAAGGAAUGUGGACAGUUACUAAUAUCAGAAAACCAGAAGGUGGCAGCACACCAUAAGUGUAUGCUCUUUUCAUCUGCUUUGGUUUCAUCACACUCCGAUAAUGAGAGUCUUGGUGGAUUUUCUAUUGAAGAUGUCCAAAAGGAAAUUAAAAGAGGCACGAAGCUGAUGUGUUCUUUGUGCCACUGUCCUGGAGCGACAAUUGGUUGUGAUGUGAAAACAUGUCACAGGACAUACCACUACCACUGUGCAUUGCAUGAUAAAGCUCAAAUACGAGAGAAACCUUCACAAGGAAUUUACAUGGUUUAUUGUCGAAAACAUAAGAAAACUACACAUAAUUCUGAAGCUGAUUUAGAAGAAAGUUUUAAUGAGCAUGAAUUGGAGCCCUCGUCCCCAAAAAGUAAAAAGAAAAGUCGUAAAGGAAGACCAAGAAAAACUAAUUUUAAAGGACUGUCAGAAGAUACCAGGUCCACAUCUUCUCAUGGAACAGAUGAAAUGGAAAGUAGUUCCUAUAGAGACAGGUCUCCACAUAGAAGCAGCCCCAGUGACACCAGGCCUAAAUGUGGAUUUUGUCAUGUCGGAGAAGAAGAAAAUGAGGCAAGAGGAAAACUGCAUAUAUUUAAUGCUAAGAAGGCAGCUGCACAUUAUAAGUGCAUGUUGUUUUCCUCUGGCACAGUCCAGCUAACAACAACAUCAAGAGCAGAAUUUGGAGAUUUUGAUAUUAAAACAGUACUUCAGGAGAUUAAGCGAGGAAAAAGAAUGAAAUGUACGCUUUGCAGUCAGCCUGGUGCUACUAUUGGAUGUGAAAUAAAAGCCUGUGUUAAGACCUACCAUUACCACUGUGGAGUACAAGACAAAGCUAAAUACAUUGAAAAUAUGUCAAGAGGAAUUUACAAACUGUAUUGUAAAAACCAUAGUGGAAAUGAUGAGAGAGAUGAAGAAGAUGAGGAACGAGAGAGUAAAAGCCGAGGAAAAGUGGAAAUUGAUCAGCAGCAAGCUCAGCAGCAACUUAAUGGAAACUAGGUAUGAACGUUAAUUAUAUGGGAUCUGUGGUCAGGAUCUAAUACUCACUGAUAAAUACAUGAUACAGUAAUGGUAUACAAUAAGAUUUUUUUAAACCUUAAAGUAUUUAGUUAAGAGCAUGUUACCAGAAUGCUGAGGAUUAUAUAGGCUUGUGUAGUUUUUUUUUUUUUUUUUUUGACUAGCCAGUUUUGUAACCAUAAAACCAAACUAUCUACUUUAUCAAUAAAUGUAGUUACAAUGUCAAAUCAGUAAGAUAUUCUCACUCCUCAGUAACAUUAUGUUGAUUGUAUUUCCCUCAAGCAUCAUAUUUUACAUUUUCUUAUCAUCUUUUAAACAGGUUCAUGGGACAGAGUUAGAAAACUGGGAAUGAAUAAGACAUCCAUAACUACUAUUCUUUUUCACUGUUUUCUAAAAGGGUUUGUAACUUUUUACUGCCCAACUCUUAGAUCCUUCACUGAACUGCCUAAAAACAUCUUGUUUGUUUCAUGAGUUUUCUCUAGACGGCUGAGUUUGACAUUUCGAUAUUACAUAGCUGUAGUGUGCAGUUUCUGGGAAGCAAUUGAAACACUAUUAACCCUAAGUUUGUUUAGUGGAUCAUGCUCAAGGGAAAUGUAAGCAAAUUUUACUUUACAAUGCAAACAUGCCUCUGGUGGCAACACAUGGUAGUUUGUGAAUUUUUUUUGCACUCAAGUAAUGGAGGCUAAAAAUGAAGAGAACCUGCUUUUUAUCUUAGCUUUGAGAACACAUACUAAAAGUCUCUUCCAAGAAGUGUGCUGAAGCUUUUUAUUUGGUUUCCUGGCAGAGUUGUUCUCACUGACCAGCAUGGACUUGGGCAGCUGGCGAUUAUGAGCUGCAAGCUCCAGUGCUUAUGCCAAAAUUCUCAUGACAAUACACUUCUCUUUCCAUGUCAUGCAAAAAGCUUCUGGCAAAAUGAUUGAAUCCUUUCCAGUUUAAACCAAUAUUUGGCAACAGCAAAUUAAACCUCUUGCAGAUUUAAAGGGUUACUACCUGCUAAGAACGUUAGACACCACAUCUGAAACCCAUUUCUCUCAAAUGCCCCGUUGUGUGGAACACUUCACAUAUUGGCUCAAAAUGUGUAAGGAGGUUUCGUGUGCUGUAGAAGUAAAAAACAGUCUUCACAUAAAGCAGUAUUUAUUUUUAAUUUUGUGACCACUAUUUUAGAAACUUAUUUAAUAUUUUUAAUGUUUUCUGUCAUUGUUUGGUUAUCUAUUAAAUAGUGUUUUCUGCCCUGCUUUUUUCCUGGUAGGGCUCGGCGUUGUUUUAUUGAUCAUCAGAAUUGUUUCUUAAAGCCGAAGAACCCAGCUAUUUAGAAAGGAUUUUCACACUGGCAUUUCUCGCUAGUGACAUUUUCUUCCACUUACUGCUGAAGCACAUUUAUGUAUUUCUUUAUGGCAAAACCAAAAAGCUUUAGUUGUGGUCUGCCUAAUACUACCAUAGCACCUCAAUACCAAGGAUGCGGAUUCUGAUUUCUGAAUUAUUAGUUAACCUACCACAAUAAAGCAGAGUUGGAAAUAAAAAAAUCAUGUUAACUUGACUACAUUGAGAUAUUCUGCAGCUGAUAGAACAGCAUUUUUAAAUGUACUAAGUGAAAAAUUACACUGUGCUUAGUGACUGAAUUUUUAAACUGCUAGUCCCUUAAGAACACGUUUGUCAAGUGUGUAUUCACACAUUUACUUCAAUCAAGGGACUAAAUGCUUGCUUUAUUUUAACCAUCUUUCUUGUUAUUUUUAGAAGGAAACUGUCUUCAGUAGUGGAUUGCCCUCUAUGUUUUCUUUUUGCUUUUAAUAUGCCAUCAUGUGUAUGUGAUUAAUUUUCAGAAUUCAUGACUUGAAGUGCAAGGACAGAUCUAAAUGUUUGUUUACCAAGCUAUGUGACUUUUUCCAAAGGAUCUGUACUUUAUUUCUCUGCAACAGCUUGAAAACCAUUUUUUCUUAAAUCUUUAAAUCACUGUGUCUAGGUCAUUUUUACAUUGUGUGCCAUAGAACUUACCCAUGGAGAAACAGAACUCCUUCAUUUUUGGACAACUACUGUAAUGAAUAUUUUUAAGGAAAAAUAGAAGGUGCCAGGGGUAAUCAUGGCCAGUCAAUAAUUAUAUAAUAGACUUCAAAUACUACAGCUGUCAGUUGAUAAGUUUGUUGUGUAGUAAAAUACGUGACUGUGUAUGGGUUUCUUCAGCUCUUUCCCUGCCACUAGCAACCAGAAUAGCACUUUACCUUUUGGUUGGCUAGAUAAGUGGCUGACUACCUGUUUUUUUCACUGUGGUGUGAUUGGCUGAAUAAUUGUUCAUUAAUUGAAAUACAAAUUGAAGUCACAUGAAAAAUCAUCUUUGGUCAUCUUUGGUUGUAAGCCUACAAUGUUUUGAUUAUCCAUUUUUCAUCACAUGCUGAGUACAAGUGCCUUACAAUGUAAAAAUUGUACAGUACUUAUGUUCCCAAGUAGUAUCAUCAUCUUCUGGGUAGUAAUUACAUUGUGGUAUUAAUAUUUAGAUAAAUGGACCUCAGCAGUGUAUUUACUGUACAUCUCUUAAGUCCUUAACUGUAGUUUUAAUAAGCAUGACAUUAUUUGAUAAGUAUAUGACAUUUACAUCAUUUCCAAAAAAUAUUGCCAUUGCUGUCUUUUAUGCAUAUUUUAGCCUAAAAUUUUGAAGUGUCUUUUCUUUCUUUCUUUUGUUUUUUUCUUUUUGUUUUGUUGUUGUUGUUGUUGUUGUUGUUAUUAAACAGUGUAAUCUUUGCAAGCAUAUAUUGAAGAUUAUUCUGGAGCAUUUAUUGCCUUACCAGAAAUGUUAGUAAGAAAUGUUCUUUAGAGUAGAAAGAUAGACUUGAGUUUCUAUACUUUAAUAACAACUGUUUGUUCCUGGGGGGAGGUGAGGGGGGGAUUUUUACAUUCAUCUCAAUUUAUUAAAAACCCACAACUGAAAUGAAUUUUAUUUCAAGGAUUAGCAAUUUUAGAAUUUCAGAUAAUACUUGCUCAGAAUGACGUGCUACUCAAGAUACUAAGAGAAUAAUAAGAUCUGUCAAUCUACUAUUAAAUCAGAAUCUAUGUACUUGAACAAAUGCGUGAAUCUCAAAUAUCUCAAAGCAAAGGAAAAAGUUUUCUAGAGUGUUGUUGCUUUUUUAAAAAGCACUGAGGUUAGACCAAGGUAUAGUUUGUUUUAACAGACAUUUAGAUUAAUUGUAAAGAUAAGGAAUGCAUCAUGGGUCAAAAAUCAAACAUUCCUCUCAUGUUAUGUAUAUUUUGUUCUUGUUAUAUUGGCUUUAUUUUCAAAAUUGUAGUUUGUAGUAUUAGUUUCCUUUUAUUGGUAUUCUUGCAUAUACUAUUCAUUCAAUAAAUGAGUUAUGACUUUCA
Cavia porcellus (domestic guinea pig) is the source of this 4690-nucleotide messenger RNA. RefSeq names its product PHD finger protein 6 (gene Phf6). Lineage: Eukaryota; Metazoa; Chordata; Mammalia; Rodentia; Caviidae. The coding region runs from base 230 to 1324 and encodes 364 amino acids. Gene Ontology annotation, cellular component: nucleus. The transcript is spliced from 10 exons. The record is from RefSeq and is a predicted model, not a curated record.